AUUCAACUCUUUCACGCGGACCGACAUUCUCAUUUCUUCCCACUUUCCUCUCAUCUUGUUUUUUACAAUCAAAAUCUUCACUUUGUUAGCUUUUGUUUCAGAUCUAUUUAAGUGCUACCCAGAUUCCUUUUGGUGUCAAAUUGAUCACCAAGUUCUUGAGUCAUUGCUUGAAUGAACUAGAUAUUGGUCAAACUCUGAUUCUAGAUUUUGUUGUGUCUUGGUCUCUUAGAGCUUUUCGAUAUUUAUUCAGUUAGUGGGGUAAUCAAGGUUCGUGCUUGUUUCACUUCGGAUAGAGAGCAGGGUGCAUAUAUCAUAUUUACAUGGCGUACAGAGGAAGCCUGUCGUUUGGUGGUGGCUCAGGUCAUGGUCAGGGGCAACAAGCUGUCCCAUUUCAUGCCGGAAAAGGGUCCUUGAAGGUAUUGCUCUUACAUGGUAAUCUAGAUAUUUGGGUCAAAGAGGCUAAAAACCUUCCUAACAAGGAUAUGUUUCACAACAAGUUGAAUGGCAUGUUGGGGACGUUUGGUGUAAGAGUUAGCAAAAAAGUAGAAGGCCACAUGCCUAAGAUAACCAGCGAUCCUUAUGUUACUGUGGCCGUGUCUGAUGCCGUAAUUGGGAGGACGUUCGUGAUUAGUAACAGUGAAAACCCAGUCUGGAUGCAGCAUUUUAAUGUGCAUGUUGCACAUUAUGCGGCAGAAGUGCAUUUUGUUGUUAAAGACAACGAUGUUGUGGGCUCACAGAUCAUGGGAGCUGUAGGUAUCCCAGUUGAGCAGUUGUGCUCGGGUACAAAAGUUGAAGGAACCUUCCCUAUACUUAACUCGAGCGGAAAGCCUUGCAAUCCUGGAGCUGUAUUGAGUUUAACAAUUCAGUACACUCCAAUUGAGAAAAUAACCCUUUACCACAGGGGAAUAGGUGCAAGUCCUGAUGGAAUCCCUGGGACAUAUUUUCCUUUAAGGAGGGGUGGCAAAGUUACUCUCUAUCAAGAUGCACACGUUCAUGAUGGAUUGCUUCCCAGUUUGAAGCUUGAUGGUGGUGUUCGGUUUCAGCAAGAGAAGUGUUGGCAAGAUAUCUUUAAUGCUAUAAGUCAGGCCCGUCGUUUGAUCUACAUUGCUGGGUGGUCCGUUUACCACAAUAUUAAACUUGUUAGGACUGACAAUGGAACCGAUUGCAUGUUGGGGGAUAUUCUAAAAAUCAAGUCUCAGGAAGGUGUGCGAGUUCUGCUUCUUGUAUGGGAUGAUCCUACUUCCAUGAGCAUUUUAGGAUUGAAAAGGGAAGGAAUCAUGCAUACAAAUGAUGAGGAGACUCGCCGUUUUUUCAAGCACUCUUCAGUACAAGUGCUACUUUGUCCCAGAUCUGCUGGAAAAAGCAGCUGGGUAAAAAAGCAGGAAGCUGGGACAAUUUAUACCCAUCAUCAAAAAACAGUGAUCGUUGAUGCUGAUGCUGGUCAUUACAGAAGAAAGAUCAUUGCCUUUGUAGGAGGUCUUGACUUAUGCAGGGGGCGAUACGACACUCCAAAACAUUCACUUUUUAGAACACUUGAAACAGUGCACAAAGAUGACUUUCGUAACCCUUCUUUGACAGUAAUCAUUUAUCCUCCUUAGUUUUCCUUGUUGUUCUGUUUUAUUUUAAGAGUAUUCAUCUGAUUUUUGCAUCACCUUGGAAACAUAUAGGAAGAAGCAUGCUUACUAAUAUAUAUGAUCUUGCACGGUUGUACUUGAAAUGAAAGACAGAAAUAAGAUCUGUGCAACCUUAAAUUAAUUGGCUAUAGGUGAAGUGGCCAUAUUGUAGAUUAGUCCAUGUGGGAUCUUCUCUCUUAAAAGGAACCAAGCAGCUGCUUGAUCCGACAAUUAUAACAAGCAAUGCAUGCCAACAAUUGCAUUUAUGGAGUAUAUCCCCAAGUAUAGCUUAAUAAUAUGAUAUUGAUGUU
Molecule: messenger RNA, 1924 nt
Organism: Rubroshorea leprosula
Lineage: Eukaryota; Viridiplantae; Streptophyta; Magnoliopsida; Malvales; Dipterocarpaceae
Source: the annotation of a GenBank genome assembly